AUGAAGACAUCGCGAAGCCAUUCCAGGGCGAUUUCGUCGUCGGGCGGGGACGAACUGUCACUCCAAGACUUUUCAAAUUAUCAGCAACGCCAGCAACACGAGCACAAGAAUGGGUUUCUUAAAAUUCAGUCAUGCUGCGCACGAGCGCUAAGCGAUGGAUAUGCAUACGCCUGGAUCGAUACGGUUUGCAUCGACGAGAGAAGCAGCGCCGAGAUCACAGAAGCUAUCAACUCGAUGUACCACUGGUAUGCCAAGGCAGCUGUCUGCUAUGCGUACCUCGAGGAUCUCGCAUCGGAGAAGGAAUCUGUGCCCUUGUCUUCGGACUUGAAGCGAUGUCGCUGGUUUACCCGCAGCUGGACACUUCAAGAGCUCAUUGCUCCGAAGACAGUGAUCUUCUUCAACAAGAGCUGGGACGUGAUUGGGGAGAGGAAGCAUCUUGCACACCAACUAAGCAGCAUAACGGGCAUCGACUGUAAAGCUCUUCUGGGAAACCCAAUUCGGAUGUUCAGCAUCGCAAGUCGGAUUUCAUGGGCAUCUAGAAGGGAAACAACUAGGGCGGAGGAUCUCGGCUAUUGCCUCCUGGGCAUCUUCGGGAUCAAUAUGCCGUUGCUAUACGGCGAGGGCGGCCAGAGAGCGUUCUUCCGUCUCCAACACGAGAUCCUAUGCAACUCCAACAACCAGUCUAUAUUUGCAUGGUCAAUACCCCAGAGCUCCCUCGGUACAGCCUCGCUGUGGAGUCCGCUCACUUCGUCUCCAUCGUUCUUCUAA
This is a messenger RNA of Lasiosphaeria miniovina, 768 nucleotides long. RefSeq lists its product as uncharacterized. NCBI's taxonomy places the organism in Eukaryota, Fungi, Ascomycota, Sordariomycetes, Sordariales, Lasiosphaeriaceae. The coding region runs from base 1 to 768 and encodes 255 amino acids. The record is from RefSeq and is a predicted model, not a curated record. The transcript has 2 exons.